This is a messenger RNA of Epinephelus fuscoguttatus (brown-marbled grouper), 9130 nucleotides long. It is a transcript of the gene rnf150b, whose product is annotated as ring finger protein 150b. NCBI's taxonomy places the organism in Eukaryota, Metazoa, Chordata, Actinopteri, Perciformes, Serranidae. The record is from RefSeq and is a predicted model, not a curated record. Bases 472 to 1812 code for a protein of 446 amino acids. The transcript is spliced from 6 exons.
GGCAGUUUACCGCUGGUCCGUUCAGGCCCAGUCAAAACAAUGCAGCUUUAAAUAUUCAACAAUUAUUAAGCGUUAACCUCGUCGUGCUGUGAACUGCGUGCUGUUUUAUUUCGUUAACGUUCACUAACGUCGUUUUAACGGUUGUCUGUGUCCGCAGCUGUCUCCGGUGUGAAGCUUCUCCCGUGGGUGUUUUUUGUGUUGUUCUCUGUAACGGUUGGAAAUGGAGACGGCCAACAGGCGUCUGAUGCUAGGUAGCCUGAGAGCGGCGGUGGGGAGCGGCUGAAAACACCGUAAAACGGUAAAAAUAAGAGCCGGGAGCGGGCGGUGAGGAGUGGGCGUCGAGGCUAGAAAGACAGGCGGAUUAAAUAACGGUGGGCUGGUAGCAUGGUGGAGUAGGCGUCUGCGGCGUCGACGCUAUCGGGCUCCUGCGACCGACCGACGGACGAUUCGCUCUCACCGGGGAGGAUCACCAUGGCCCCGGGCUCUCUGGUGGCGGCCUGCCGCAGCCUGGCCCUCUCUACGUGGCUGCUCUCCUUCUGCUUCGUCCACCUGCUGUGCCUGGACUUCACCGUGGCCGAGCGGGAGGAGUGGUACACCGCCUUCGUCAACAUCACCUACGUGGACCCGGCCACCUCGGAGCUCCGCACCGAGAAGACGGAGUGCGGUCGCUACGGGGAGCACUCUCCCAAGCGGGACGCCAAGGGGGUGGUGGUCCUGCCCGCCUCCCCGCACGACCGCCAGGCCUGCGACCCCAACACCCGGUUCGCGGUGCCCGCACAGGCCGGGGCCUGGGUGGCGCUGAUAGCCCGGGGUAACUGCACCUACAAGGACAAGAUCCGCCACGCUGCAGCCCACAACGCCUCGGCGGUGGUCAUCUUUAACGUGGGGUCCGCUAAUGCUAACGACACCAUCACGAUGCCUCAUCUAGGUACAGGUGAGGUGGUUGCCAUCAUGAUCCCGGAGCCAAAAGGCCGCGAGGUUGUGUCACUGCUUGAGCGCAACGUGACGGUCACCAUGACAAUCACCAUUGGGACGAGGAACCUGCAGAAGUACGUCAGCAGGACGUCGGUGGUGUUCGUGUCCAUCUCCUUCAUCGUGCUGAUGAUCAUCUCCCUCGCCUGGCUCGUCUUCUACUACAUCCAGAGGUUCAGAUACGCCAACGCACGGGACAGGAACCAGCGUCGUCUUGGCGACGCGGCGAAGAAGGCCAUCAGUAAGCUGCAGGUUCGUACCAUCAGGAAGGGCGACCAGGAGACGGAGGCCGACUUCGACAACUGUGCCGUCUGCAUCGAGGGCUACAAGGCUAAUGACGUGGUCCGCAUACUGCCCUGCAGGCAUUUGUUCCACAAGAGCUGCGUGGAUCCGUGGCUGCUGGAUCAUCGCACGUGUCCCAUGUGCAAGAUGAACAUCCUCAAAGCUCUGGGCAUCGCUCUGAACGCAGACUGUCUGGACGACCUGCCGCUGGACUACGACCUGGCCCUGGGCGGUGUUGGGGGGGUGGGUGUGGGUGGCGUUGGGGCCCUGGCCCUAGAAGCUGUGGUGUCUGGGGCGUCCAGUGACGGCACGCUGAGCGAGGGCGGCUCCUCGGUGGUGCUGGACCCCGGGGUGCGACGGGUGGGACUCCCUCAGGACUACCAGGACCCCGACACACUGAGAGACAGCCCUGUGACUGCCACCACUGACACACACACAGGUGAGCUACAGCCAAUGGCGAGCAGCGCCUCGGUGGCAUCAUUGGUCAUCACCGUGGAAACGGGUCUCUCAGAUGAGGAGGGGUCCAUGGAGCAGUCUCAGCUGGGGGACAAGUCCUGAGAGCAGCACAACAGAACCAAACCAGGACCCCGGGCCAAAACAGACUCAAAUCAGGUUCAGACUUUUAACAGACUUCAUUUGAAGCUCCAGAGAACGACCUGACUAAAACCAGAUCUGAACCUAUCCUUAUUGCACCAGACUGAGCGUGACCCAGGACCUGGUUCUAGUUUUUGACCGGUUCCAAGUGGAAGCUAAAACCCAGAACCAGCACCGGUGUUUGACUGGGUUUUUCUCUUUGGACCUGUGUGAUACAGAACUAAACCAAACCAACUGGACCGCAGGUGGACUUGAGCCUAGCUACAAGCAGGGUCUAGACUAUGAUGGGUUUUCAUGUAUUGGAUCUAAGCUGGAUAAACGUGUCUGUGACCUGGAUUGGCUUUGUUCUUUUAUUCUCCUCCUGGACCCUUGACGAGUUUGGACCCAGGACGUAACUUGGUAACGUGUGAUCCAGUGUGUUUACCUUGGUCUCACCCUCGGCUCUCCUUGGUAUAACCAGGUGUUGCUCCAACCGUAAACUGGGACAUACCUUGUGUCUGUCUGUUGUCGCUCCGUGCAGAUGUCUUAAUCAAUCCACAUUUGCCUCAUGCUGUUUCUAGAAAUAGACCCCAACUUCUUUAUGGUUCUAUCCCUCUGUUGUCAAUCCACAGUGACAGAAAGAAGUUCACAGAAGUCCAGUCCAUUUCAAAUAAUGUCGCGACAUUUCUCUCCUGACUUGAUGAACUUUUGAAGGUCGGAUGGAAUUCAAACUGAGUCUCCACAAGCCACAUUUAUACUCAGAGAAACAUGAAGAUGAUAUUGGACUCACCUCGGUACUCGCCUCAACAGGGUAGAACCUGAGAAAGUCGUCUGCCAAAUUAGGAUCCACUCUUCGAGGGUCAAUAUUCUCCUUCAUCAGCAAAUCUGGAGGAUCUUUGACGAAUGCGUGAGAACUGCAAACACCAGAUUGUGUGUUUUUAAACAUGUCCGUGAGUGAUCCAGGCCAGGAAUCUUGAUUUACCUGUGUAUUUCUACCUGUUGUACUUCAGUACGGAGUGCUCUUGUCUCGGGACCUUUUGUGGAAUAUUCUGUUACCUGGUUUUUCCAGGUAGGAGAGGAACAACAGAUAAACAGACCUUGAUAGGACUCAGUAUCGGGGCUGCUCCCUUCUCACCCUGGUCUGAAUUCUUGGAAGAUUUAAUCUCUGGUUAAGUUAGCUCAUUUUGAUUUGCCUGCCAACAUGCCAGGCGCCGUGUGUGACGUCUGCGGUGACUGACUUUUCAUUUUGGAAAGGAGGACUUUUAUUUUUGAAAGGACUACUCCAGGCUGUCGAUUUGGUUUGUUUCUUUUUCUAGUGUUUUGCUAAAACGGUGGACUCGUCGUGGCAGUAUUACAGCUACAGUUUGACUGCAGUAUUGAGUAACAACUACACACAGUAUUUUGUUUUUUUCUCUUUUUGCCUGUCAGUGUAAUUCAAGGCUCCUUUAUCUUCACAGCACAGUAGUGCUGACAGUUUGGUUUGGACGCUCUCCAAACAGGGUUCCUAUGUGUCUGGGAAAACUGGUGACACCAAGAAAAACUCUUGACUGAUUGCAGGGCUGUACAGAAUAUUAUAAGGUAUGAGAAAGCGUGUUAAAUGUAAAAUUUCAAUAUAAGAAAUAAUGCUGACUGUAAAGCACAGACGAAGUCAAAUGUGUGAAAAUAGUGACAAAUCUUGCAGCGUGGGUCUUCACAUACAGAUCGUUUGGAGAAAGUGAUGACAAAAUAAAUGCCACCAUGAUGUAGGAGAGUUUUAAGCUGCACCACCACCUGUUCUCCUUGGUAGUUUUUCUAUUUACACAAUUUUCAGAAACAUCGGUAGCGCCGGGCAGACACUGCAUGUUGCUACUCAUUCUCACACGUCAAAUCUUAAACUGCCUUGCUUUAUUUUCACGCAUAAACAACCAGCACCAAUGUAGAGCUCUCACUGAAGGAACCUGAAACACCUGUUUGGUUUUGUCCAGUGACGGUUCCAAUAAAGUUCAUUCAAACAUAACAACCAUAUCCUCGACAAUGUUGAAGACUAUUAACGGAAAGUAAGAAGUUGCUCUGCUCUGCAACAAAUUCUAAAAAGUCAAAGUUUUUUAUCAAAGCAGUUUCAGACAAGACUCAACCAUGGAUGUAUAAAGAGAACUGGAUACAGAGUCGAGCCGGGGCCCCGUACAUACAUAUGAAGGUUGCUCAGUGGUGCAUGGAUCCAAAAAAUGUUCGACUUUCCCUUGUAAAAUUCCCCCAAUCUUACAAUCUACUUCCACAUCAUUGGGCCCAUAGAGCAUGGAUGUAUAAAGAGACCUGGAUACAGAGUUGGAAGCGGCUGUUUCCACGGUAUGAAAAUAACCAGAUCUUAUGCAUCGUCAGGCCGUUAGAGCAAGACCACUGGAGAUUUCCUCCGGCCAAUAGCUUAACUUCUAGUUUCAGGUUUUGCUAACUUGAAUGGGGAUGAAACAAUUUAAACAUGCGACUCUCUUAGACAUUCAGAAUGUUAUCAGUCAUUUCGUGGGGGUUGUGAUGCCCCAAAAACUUUAUCUACUGAUUUGCAAACGUCUCUUUUGCUAUAUAAAUUUCCGAGAAAAAGUCUUUAUGGGCCCCAUGGCAUCACGUGACGGACAUGGAAGUUGUAAUUAUACGGUAUGGCCGUCAAAGCCUAGCACUGUUUCUGGGGUCUUGGCCACAACGUGUAAAAUAAUAAGUACUAAGUACUUAAAGUUUAAGUAUUAUUCUACACGUUGUGGCCAAGAGCCCAGAAACAGACUCAAAGUUUAUAAUGGAUCUUUUGACUGUAGCCAUGUUGAGAAAUCGUACAGCAGAACCAACCACAAUUUCGGACAUACCAGAAGUUCACCUGAAUGUCUGACAGCCAGAUCGUCAACGGCUUCGGCAGUUCAUACGGCAUUGUAAUUGGGGGUUGUUAUGAGGCAAUCUGUCCAGUCAGUCCGUGCUACAUUGAGGCGGGGGCGACGAAUUUGAGGUUUAAAUUGGAUGUAAACCGCGCAGUGUCUGCCUGGCUAGUUAGGGGAUUAGGGGAUGGAAAGACUUCCCUCAUCAGUCUUCCAUCGUGGCCGUCAUAACAUUCUGUAAGUGUUAAAAUGCCAUGUAGGAACCCUGUCUAUAGUGUUGCCUUGUUUUGUUUCAUUGUCCGUCCAUCUGUCCGUCUGCCUGACCACGUGUCCAAAACCCCCGGCCUCAUGCUGCCUUUUUAAAAACACCUUUACCUUUAACCCUGACAAUCAAGAAUCGGAUCUUUUACUUGCUAGUUGGGGAUCUUUUCUCCGAACUCUAGCAAACCUAAGAGGUGUCUUUCAAACACGCCUUCUGUACACCACAGUAGGUGUUAGCUGCCAUGACCAUUUCAGUUUCAAUUUAAGCGCCACCAAAUCAAGCUGUGAAAGACGAUAGAGAGAGACGGUACCCAGAGUCGUAGACAUGACGGAGUUUAGCAAAGAAUCCCUCCCCGCUUUAGUGAGUGUAGCUCACUCUGCCAAGCAUGUAAAUAUAAAAUGUAUACUCCACACGUUCACUACGUCACGUGGCAUUGCUGUCGGUUUGCCAAACUGGUGUGCAGACUGUGUAGAGCUGCAGCCGCGUCGUGGCAUCCCCGGCGCAGAGAGAGAUAAAGAUUGUCGUCUAUUUUGAUACCAGAGGAGACGUUUAUUUUUGUAAUGAAGACACCCAGCAGCAAAGACUGAUAUCCCUCCCUUCAUGACCCCGUGGCCUGGUGAUUCUCAAUGUGAUUGAGUGUUGAUCAGGCAGAUUUAAGUGUUGAUUAUUUGUGUAAUUGUACAUACCUACAGUACGCUAAGGACCUUGACGAUAAGACUCUAAACUAUUGUAAGAUUGUCCGUAAAUAUUCAGGAUCUGAUUGUUAAUGAUGAAAACUGAACCUGAGAGAACUGAACCUGAGUAAAGGCUGGAGAACCAACGCUGUACUGUUUAUUUCCCCCUGUCGCUUUUGGUACUAAUUUUUUAUUUUUUUUUAAUUCCCAUUGGUGUAAAUGUUAAAUAAAACCUGUUUCAUUGAUUUAAUUAAGUACAAAGCACUUAGAUCACAAGAUUUGACUUCUGAAACUAAACAUUUAAGUGUAAUUAAGACUGUCUCACAGCUUUGCGUGUACAUAGCAUUGUUUUCCAGAUCCUGGACCUGCAGUCUUGAUAAAUUUAAGCAAAGCAAACAGUGCAACUAGUCUCCAUAAGAAGAAAAACCAUCAUACGAUUUAGUCUGUGGGAUUUGUAGUUAGCAUUCAACUCUUAGUAUGAAUAAUUAACAGGAAUUUUUUGUCAAGGAAAGCUCGGUUUCUUCGAGUUAAAAUUGGUACCAAAUUUUAAGAAGCAGUACUUGUGUUGGUGUUUCCGGUCAAACCAGUGGCUUCAUUUUCUCACAGAAACCAUGAAGACUUUUAAGUAUUUUCUUCCUACUUUGCUUCCCAGGCUUCAUCUUUCCUCUCUGCUCACAGUUCACUCUCAGUUCAGUCAGUUAUCAAGUAUAUAACAAACACUAGUCCAUUUAAAACACUGGUGGGGAACGAAUUUGCUGUAAUAUAUGAAGAUGAUGGAUUUGUACGCCUUGUCUCGGCCAAUAUUCAGUGAACGAUGUUUUAAUUAAAGUCACUUCCUUUGUGUUGUAAGCUUUAUUUUCAGCGAAUUUACCCAUUGUUUGUUUUCACAUUUGCACUGUUUCAUUCCCUUUCUGUCUUUCUGUUUUUUUAUGUGACUGCAAUUCUGCCGCCACAGUCGUGAAAGUGAAAUUGAACUCGAUCCAUUUCUUCCAUUCUUCUAGUAGAGACUGAGGCUGCCGUGGCGUGUUGGUCCCCAUUAAGUGUUGGGCAGAUAUCGAACCUCAAAUACUGAUUUGUUAACAACCAAAAUGUGUCUGCAGCAACAAGCGUCAAAAUCUGUAAUAUUCGUUUUUUUGUGUUUGUACCUAACGUACGGAAGUUGGACCUCUUAAGUUUUUUUUUAAUUAUUAAAAAAAUAGUGUAGAUAACGGUUGUAUUUUUUUUUUUUUUUUAAUUAAAAAAUAAUGCUUUGGUAUCUGCACCAAAACUAAUGUAUCGAAUCAGCACUAGUUACGAAUAAUAUCCAAAAUUUAAUAAUACCCAGCCCUAAUACUCAUGCAGGACUUUGGAAACGGCCCUAAACUGAGGCAGGAAAUUGUUUUUGGUACGAAAUGUGACAACCACAUUCAGCCAUUGACUUUCCAUCUUGGUAGGUAACUUUUCAAAAACAUGAUUCAGAAAAAAACAAACAAAAAAAACGUAGAACUGUCGAACUUGUCUUGUAGCUACCAUUUCUAUAUAAAUAUAAUCAUGAGACAGGAAGUCAUAAAUACGAGAUUUGGAAAAUCUAUUGAUGACAUCAUGUAUUUUCUUUUUUCAGCAGGUCUUGAAAGUAAAAAUAGGAUCCCUUUCAGAAGAAGUUUUUCACGCAGCUAAUGUGCUAAAAUGGGACCUUCAUGUCACGGCUAGUAAUGACGUCUGAUUGGUUUUUCACAACCUAUUGGCUGUUACCCCUGAAUGCUGUGUUUUGAUUGGUUGCUCGGCCUCUUUUUUUUUUGAUGCACUUUAAUUCUGUUUCUCUGGAAGGUUCUGGAAAAGUCUCGUCUUGCCUUUUAUACUUUCUUUUUGCUAUUUUAACUUUCCUUUGUCUUUGCUCUUUUCUGCCCCUCCCUCACAACUUGUUUAGUUUCCUCCACUUCCUCUUUUCUUUCUCAUUGUCGAAAGAGGGAUUUAUACUUGUGCAUCAGCUCCUACGCCGUAGCCUACGCUGUUGUGAGCAUUUAUACUUGUGCGGUGGUGUGUCUGCCACUGUGCAGUUACACCUCAAAAACUAGUUGGAGGCGGAGGUUUCUGUGAAGUUUAGCUGAUUCAAAACACACAUUAAACACACAUUAAACAUGGCUUAAUAGAAACAGUUUCAAACACAAGUACACAAAUCAGCUUCACUAUAAAUCACAGCAUUCACAGACAAACACUUGUCUUUAUCUGGACAAUUUUCCCCACAAAUACAGCAUGCUAAUGUUAUUAGCACAAGCCUAUGGCAUUUUACAUUGUAUAAAUUAGCCUAGCAGCUAGUGGACGUCUCUCGUCUCAUGUGAAGCCAGGGACAACAGCAACAUUGAACAAAGUUACAAAAUUCGGCUCCAUUACAACUCACAAGGUUCACUGACAAAACAACUGUCUUACUAAACAUGUUUUCCAAACAAAUGCAAAACGCUAACGUUACUAGCACCAGCCUAUGGCAUUUUACAUUGUAUAAAUUAGCCUAGUGACGAGCGGAGAUUUCCUCUGCUCAUAUGAAGCCAGGAUAAAUCACACAGACUUGAAAUGAUAUUCUUGUGGAGGCUUUAUUGUCUUCACAAUUUAUUGUUUUGUAUCUGUGAAAUUAAAGUAAAUAAAAGCCUCGUUUCCACUGAGGGAAAUGGUUUCAGCGUUUCUGUGUCACUGCGACAUGUAGUUACAUUUCUUGGGAGGUGCACGUCAGGCUACGGCGUACGUAUGGCGUUGAUUCAAUGCACAAGUGUAAAUUCUGCCUUAACAGUGUCGGUUUUUCUCUGGCACUCUUCUCAAGAUUUUGGUUUUAAAAUGUAUGGGGUUAUUUUGUCAGAUGGUGUUUACCUUUGGUUAUCUGGAAAAUGUUUCCUGGUCCAUAUUGAACUACAGAUCGUAUGUAUUUGUAGACUGACUGCCAUAUCUUUUGCCAUAUAUUGUAAUUUGUGUCGUAGUUUGUUUUGUUUCUCUCCCAAAGCAGGUGAGUCCUGAGCCAAGUAAUCCCACUGGGAUUACGCACUUUAAUCUAAUUAAUUACUGACAAAUGCAGCGGCGGUGUUAAAAAAAAAAGUAGCUUGAAGAACAUAAAAACUGACACAACGCCUGCUUUUAGGUGGAUUUGAAUCCAGCAAUUCUGCUAGUGUGAAGUUUGUUAGCAUUCAGUCACAGCUUUAGAAGAGGACGUCAACGGUAAAGAAACGAUGGUGAAAGAAGAAAAUGAAACAAAAAUUUUCAGAUCCUUCCAGAGAGAUGGGGAAAGUUGAGGUGAUCCGAUGCGUCUGUAGCCAUGUUAGCCCCUCUGCUACCUUGACAACAGGGUGUGAAGUGGUGUCAUGUGUGUUUCUACGAUAUUAAUUGUUUUACAGAGCGUCUGUUUGUGUGGUUGUCCUGUGCACGCAAACACAAAAAUACCUACAUACACACGUGUAUAUACAAGGCGGCGUGACGCCAUGUUGUUUCUGUGUUUCAGUUGUUGCACGUGUUCUGAUUCAGGACAGAAUUUAAAUAAAGUUUUAAUGCAAGUUUUUGUUUUUAUUCCA